AUGCAAACAGAUCCUUUCUCAUCCAGUAUCAAUGAAGAUAGAUUUACUACUCAAAAUCUCCAAAAUGCACAAGAGAAUUAUUCCCAAGAAUAUAUGAGCAGUACUUAUUAUGAUGGACAAUUUGUAAUAAAACCAGUUGAACAACCAAAUACUCAAAUCUACAAUUACAAUCUAAGUGCUCAAGAGAUAGGUUCUAAAGGGGACUCUCCUAUACUACAAAACCAACCAUCAGAAGAGGUAUCUGGUAAUUGCUGUGGAGAAGAUAUUUUACAAAACAUCGAAGUCAUUCAGAAAUUAAUCAAUGAGUUUAAAAUUUGUUUUGCGAGCCGUGGUGAAGCUCUAACUCAAAAGAUUUUCAGUCUUAUGUUAAAAGUUCUCUCUGAAAUGGUUUCUGUGAUAAACGGUAUUCGGUCACAGGAAUACCCUUCUUCAAUACUUUUUAAUGAAACUGGUAGUUCAGAAAAGACUGAAUUUAUUGAAGAUGAUUAUAGUAGUUCAGAAAAGACUGAAUUAACUACUGAUAAUCAAACUAAUAAUAGUUCAAAUGAUACUACUACAGAAGAGGCUAAUGAUAUUGACGAUACCACUAACGAUGAUGAACUUAGUGAUGACAGUAUUAAAUCGACUAGUACUAAUACAAAGAUCUCUAAACAUAAAGCCAUUGCAAGUGUGCCAACAAAAACAUUAAAAGAUUCAUUUAACGUUAUAGCACCUAUUCGUAUGAAAAAGGUUGCUGAAAUGAUUUCUAAAAAAGAACCACAAGAGCUAUUCUGCUACUCGACAGCAGACAAAACAAUUAAAAACAAAGAGGUUAGAAAGCAAAUAAUUAAUGCAAUGACAAGUGGUAAUGAUAUAUCUUUGUUUAUUCUUUCAGAACAUACUUGUGUUGCUACAUUCUCAAGAAAAAAAGCUGUGGCAAAUGAUGAUUGGAAUCAGGAUGAAAUGUUUAGACUUUACCAAUUUAUGAGGAAUGAUAAAGAAUGUUCUUUAGUGUUAGAGAAUGAUGAAAAGAAAAGUUAUAAUUUUUGCGGGGACUCUCACGGUGAUAUUCUUAGGGUCUACUGUGCGUUUUCUAUUACGGAAACAUUGGACAUAAAUUUCAGACCUGAUGAUGAAGAUUUUGAUCUGCCUUAUGAGGUUGUAUCAGGUGAUGAAGGCGUUAAAGACGUUAAAAGUCUUGAGGGUAACUCAACAGAACAUAGAGAAAAAAUUAAACAAAUACUUAUCGUAAAAUGGGUAGACUCUAAACAGUCUUCAAAUAAGUAA
Molecule: messenger RNA, 1266 nt
Organism: Entamoeba dispar SAW760
Lineage: Eukaryota; Evosea; Mastigamoebida; Endamoebidae
Exons: 1
Coding region: 1-1266 (421 amino acids)
Source: RefSeq, a predicted model, not a curated record